Messenger RNA from Nothobranchius furzeri (turquoise killifish), 1254 nucleotides. It is a transcript of the gene echs1, whose product is annotated as enoyl CoA hydratase, short chain, 1, mitochondrial. Gene Ontology annotation, cellular component: mitochondrion. Gene Ontology annotation, molecular function: enoyl-CoA hydratase activity. Lineage: Eukaryota; Metazoa; Chordata; Actinopteri; Cyprinodontiformes; Nothobranchiidae. Gene Ontology annotation, biological process: fatty acid beta-oxidation. The record is from RefSeq and is a predicted model, not a curated record.
AUACAACAACAAAAAUGCAAAAACAACGAAGAAGGAAAAGUGCAGGACACAGGCUGCAAGUGACCCAGAAGCAUAGUUCAGUGUUUUUUUGUUAUGAUGUCGUUCCUCUGCAGAAGUGCUGCUUUCCUUCUGAAGUCCUCCAGAGCAGCGCCGGCUCUCCUGUCCAGUAGCCGCCUCUACAGCUCAGGAGGUCAGUAUGAGUAUAUCCUGGUGGAAAAGCGAGGCGAGCAGAGCAACGUGGGCUUCAUUCAGCUUAACCGACCCAAAGCUCUGAACGCUCUCUGUGAUGGUCUGAUGUUGGAGAUGGAAAGGGCACUAGAUGCUUUUGAAGCUGAUGCAGACGUCGGAGCCAUUGUCAUCACCGGUAGUGAGAGAGCCUUCGCUGCCGGUGCCGACAUUAAAGAGAUGCAAAAUCGAACCUUUCAAGAGUGCUACGGAGGAAACUUCCUUGUGCAUUGGAACCGAGUGUCCACAGUAAAGAAGCCUGUGAUUGCAGCUGUUAAUGGAUUUGCUCUGGGUGGAGGCUGCGAGCUCGCCAUGAUGUGUGACAUCAUCUACGCAGGAGAGAAGGCUCAGUUUGGCCAACCCGAAAUUCUACUGGGCACAAUUCCUGGAGCGGGCGGCACCCAGAGGCUCACUCGCGCUGUUGGCAAAUCUCUGGCAAUGGAAUUGGUACUGACAGGAGACAGGAUUAAUGCUCAGGAGGCAAAGCAAUCAGGUUUGGUGAGUAAAAUCUAUCCCGUGGAUCAGCUGGUAUCUGAAGCUGUUAAAUGUGGUGAGAAAAUUGCUGCCAAUUCAAAGCUCAUCAGCACUAUGGCUAAAGAGGCCGUCAACGCAGCUUUUGAACUGACUUUAGCUGAGGGGAAUCGCUUGGAGAAGCGUUUAUUCCACGCUACAUUUGCAACCGAUGACCGUAAAGAAGGCAUGACUGCCUUUGUAGAGAAAAGAAAAGCCCAUUUCAAGGACAAGUAGAAACAAAGUGUUUGCUGAUCACCUCCUAAUUUAAAAAUCGUGACUGUAAUGCAGCAAGCAGACUGAAUAUUGGCAUUCAGCACAAAAAGUUCCAGUAAAUCCUGGCCUGCUGGAGUGUAAUAAUACAAUCAUGUCCAGCCUGAUUGGAGGAGGUUUGAUCUGAUAACUGGUGUAGCCUGUGUGUGACAGGAGUCAGUCUGGAUGACUUGUAUUAAAUUUGCCUUUUCUUUUUUAAAUGUAUGUUUUCUGUGUAGGUUUUACUAAUAAAGCUAAUGAUUUUCA